Aphanomyces invadans is the source of this 1713-nucleotide messenger RNA. RefSeq names its product TKL protein kinase. The transcript is spliced from 2 exons. Gene Ontology annotation, molecular function: ATP binding; protein kinase activity. Bases 24 to 1691 code for a protein of 555 amino acids. The record is from RefSeq and is a predicted model, not a curated record. Lineage: Eukaryota; Oomycota; Saprolegniomycetes; Saprolegniales; Verrucalvaceae. Gene Ontology annotation, biological process: protein phosphorylation.
CUUUGUCGCGGAAUACUUUCGAGAUGGAGACGGCAGCCAUUCGCCGUGCUCGUGGCACGGUGGACGUGCCGCCUUUGAAUCGAAGGAGCCUCGGGUCCAACAUGCACGCCGCCGCCACGGCCGCUCCAACACGGACGGUCGAGCCAGCAGCCAUCACAAUGUGUAGCCAAGAGCUCAUGACCCAAACGCACUUGAUCCUUUCCAGCACGCCCAAGUACGCUCCGUGCUACGUCACAACGCUCCUCGACACCAACAUCAACUCGACCAAGCUCCGGGAGGACUGCGAUAUCCCGGAAUGCUUUAGCGUACUCAACCAAAACAAAGUGGCGGCCGCAGCCAGCCCCGGCCUCAACUGCUACGUGUACGACAUUGUGACCAGGACUGCUUUUCGGAACGGCGACGCCGUCAACUUUUGCUUCCCCACCACAACGGUGGCCCCUCCGACCUCUUCCGCCUCAGCUCUGAACACGAACGGCGACUCGACGUCGGUCGUGGGCGGCGCAAUCGGUGGCGCGGUCGGACUUGUGCUUCUUGUUGGCCUUGUCUGGUGGUGCCGUCGCCGCACGAGCCGUCGCAACGACUACUCACGUGCCGCCAAUUUCAACGAGGUGCACUCGCCUGUAGUGGCCCUGCCCGUGCCGAAACCCGUCACGACGAACAACAGCAGCCACCAUCCCACAACCACGACGUCAUUCACGGGAUCUUCUGGCCCAGGCGGCAGCAACCCUCCAUUUCUCAACAACACGUACGACGGUAUCGUGACGCAAGGACUUGCCCGAGACCUCGAGCAACUGGAGCUGCAUCGGAUUCCGUUCGCCGACGUUUGCCUCGUCCAGCCACUGGCAGAAGGCGCAUUUGGCCAAGUGUGGCUCGGCAACUACAUGGGCCAACGCGUCGCGGUCAAGAAGCUCCUGCCUCGAAAAGCCACCACGGCCGACUUGAUGCAGUUCGUCAACGAAAUCAAGCUCGUCGCCAAGUUUGAUUGUCCGUACGUUGUGUCGUUUGUCGGGGCGGCUUGGCACAAACCGAUCGACAUGGUCCUCGUGACCGAGUUCAUGGACCGAGGCGACCUCCGCGGCGUGCUCCAGGCGAACGCAGCCAAGCCGUGUGCCGAGCUGACGUGGCACGACAAGGUCGAGUGUGCGCUCGGCAUCGCCGAAGGGCUCGUGUACCUCCACUCGAUGGACCCCGUCGUGAUCCACCGAGACCUCAAAUCGCGCAACGUCCUGCUCGACUCGGUCCGCGGCACGAAAAUCACCGACUUUGGCAUCGCCCGCGAAACGCACGACCAAACGCUGACGCUCAACGCCGGGACGUACCGGUGGAUGGCGCCAGAGGUCGUGCAAGAUGGCCACUACUCGCAGUCGGCCGACGUGUUUAGCUUUGGCGUGAUCCUGUCGGAGCUCGACACGGAGCAGCUGCCGUACGCGAACCAACGCAACGACCGCGGCAACCCGUUCACGGACUUGGGGUUGAUGGAGGCCGUGGCCAAGGGCCGCAUCCUCCCGUCGUUCACGUCUAGUUGUCCCGACUGGUUUCGGGAGCUCGGUCUGGCCUGCUUGUCCUUGGACCCGACGCUGCGGCCGUCGGCCACCCAAGUGUCGUAUGCGAUUCGAACGCAAUUGCAGAGUGCAUCUGCAUCACGCGAGGACCACGAAUAUAGUUCAAGUAGCGUCGGUUAUUUAGUUUAGUCGGCGCAUUGCGACCCCUGCU